AAUAAUAUGAGAGACAACAAAACAAGUGGAACUCCAAAAUUGCCUCAAGUUAACGUCGCACAAAACUUUCAGUUCGCUCGUAAGAUGCACGUCGGAAAUCUGGAGCAUCAGCCACUGCCUGAUACUUUAGGAUACCGAAACUUGACAAAAAUCGCAGAGCACCGUGAUUCCGAUAUCGUUGUCAAACCUUACGCUAUCGGUUGGAAAGGAUACGGUGCAUCUGGUCCCACGUGUUGUACUAAAAUGCGUGUACAUAGGCCUAAGACAUGUGACCCUAAGAAAAUGGAUGGUGAUAAAGGAGAGAGUCAGAGGCCAUCAACAUCUGCCCCGGAUUUAGGAGGGCAAUACACAAAACCUAUGUCGCUCAUGGACCUAGCUAUUUGCUGGGAUUUCAGACCCGAUGAUCCCAAAAGAGAACCGCGACCGCCAAAGCAUAUAGAUGGGUCAAAUGGUUCGAAAGCACCAGCUGUGUUCACAAUGGUUCAUACACCAAAAGAAGAGCAUGAAGGUAUCAAUAUUGGUCAUACAAAUCCAAUUUUUAACCAAAAUCGUGUAGUGGGUGAUGUCGGCCAUCACCCUGUGCCUUAUUUCGAGAAGGAUAUGGCCAAAGAAAGACGAAGGGAUUCUUGUGACGUUCAGCAUUGUCCUCAACAUGCUAGUGCUAAUGAAAAGGUUUCGAGAUCAGCAUCAUCCAGCAGAAAGAGUUCUGGCUCUGUCAAGAAGCCAGAGUGUGACGGAAUUCAUGGAUGUGGUACUCCGAGCGAGAUAAGCCACAAGUCAAGUCGCGGUGACUCACGGCCCGAGAAAUUGCAACCCAUUAAAGAUGCUUGGAACACCAAAACUAAGAAUAUGAAUGGAGGCUAUGACGUAAAUCGUAAUCGCCAUAGUUUAGAGUCAUAUGAGAAGACUCCGCUUGCACAAGGUAAGCUUCAUCACAGCUCACCGAACGAAUCGCAACAAUUUUCGCGUCGUUCAACAAAAGACAGUGAUUUAUUGAAUCCUAAACACAAGAAUUGCGUGUCUUGUAAUGGAACAAAAUUAGUCCAAGACACGAAACAGAAGGAGGAUUAUAAGUUUGCGUUUAAAGCUGGCAAUCCUAAUUCGGUGCAAAGCGUGACUGGUUCUACUGACUCUAAAGGAGUUAAAAUGCCUAAGAUGCGUCAUCCGUACACCAAGAAGUCGUAUACCAUCCCGACAUUAGCUCCUCCGUUCAGUAUCUGGCGGGAUGCGAACGCGACUGGGUACCCGGAACACUGGCGACUAGCGAGUGUUUACCAACACGCCUACAAGCCACCCGAGCAACGCCGCAAGCCGCUUAUAGACAGUGUAUAUCAAUGACAAUG
Messenger RNA from Spodoptera frugiperda (fall armyworm), 1343 nucleotides. RefSeq lists its product as uncharacterized. The transcript has a single exon. Bases 7 to 1338 code for a protein of 443 amino acids. The record is from RefSeq and is a predicted model, not a curated record. NCBI's taxonomy places the organism in Eukaryota, Metazoa, Arthropoda, Insecta, Lepidoptera, Noctuidae.